GGUGUGGGCUGGGCGUGGGCUGCGGUACUCUCUCUCUCUCUCUCUCAAUCUCUCUCUCUCUCUCGCUCUGUCUCUCUCUCUCUCUCUCUCCCCCCCACAUUGUUUCCAUCCGCUAAGUUCAUGCUCCGUCACUAUGGCAUUUUCAGCGGAGACGUUGCCGGUUCAGUCAGUGUGUGAAGAAACACCCGAAUGUGUGAGCUCACGGCGCUCCGGGGCCACAACUCUGGCUUAAAAGGGAAACAAAAGGGAGACGAGAACCGUUAUCACUGCGUUUAGUUGAUUUGUCUUUUUUUUUUUCUCUUUGGUUUUGCGAGUCGAAGAAGAGGGAGCGACUCGUCUCUCUGCACACCUCCUCCGGGCGGGAGAUCACCAUUAUAUUCCUCUCCAUCGUCCCCAGCGGUUCCAGCAGGGUGCGGGGAAUGACCGAGUACAAGCUGGUCGUGGUGGGAGCUGGAGGUGUGGGCAAAAGCGCACUGACAAUCCAGUUGAUCCAGAACCACUUUGUGGAUGAGUAUGACCCCACGAUCGAGGACUCGUACAGGAAGCAGGUGGUAAUCGAUGGGGAGACAUGUCUGCUGGACAUCCUGGACACGGCCGGCCAGGAGGAGUACAGCGCCAUGCGGGACCAGUACAUGAGGACGGGAGAGGGCUUCCUCUGCGUCUUCGCUAUCAACAACACCAAGUCCUUCGAGGACAUUCACCAGUACAGGGAACAGAUCAAACGGGUGAAGGACUCGGACGACGUUCCCAUGGUGCUGGUGGGAAACAAAUGUGACCUCCCGGCUCGUACGGUGGACACAAGGCAGGCCCAGGAGCUGGCGCGCAGCUACGGCAUCCCCUACAUCGAGACCUCGGCCAAGACCCGCCAGGGAGUGGAGGACGCCUUCUACACGCUGGUCCGUGAGAUCAGGCAGCACAAACUGCGCAAGCUGAACCCUCCGGACGACAGCGGACAGGACUGUUUGAACUGCCGCUGCGUCGUGUCGUGACCAGCCCGCGGACCAAGGAGACGAGAUCUUGGAGCCGUUUAGAUGGACCGAAAGACGAACCGCUAAGAACGAAAGGAGAAGGAAAGAAAUGAUGAAUGAGGCCAACAAUAAUUUGGGAAGAGGACCUUGCUUUCAUCAACACGUCCCUGGUUUAAAACCCGUAUGUAGCGGCUGCCUACCGCCACUGACUUUUUCCCAUGGGCCAACACUGGUUUACAUGAAUCCUUUAAGUUAUUGCUGUGCAGUCUCAACACUGAUCUUACCGCGCAAGGCGUCUCACCGGGCCGUGCCUGCUCUGCCCGCCCAUCUCCAGCAAAGGGCCAGGCAACAGGUUCCUCGCCGCAGCCCUUCUGUCGGAGACGGCCGCCUACGCCGUACCAUGGACAUCGUCUCCGGAAUGAUGGCAGAAGGGGAGUGUCACAUUUGAUGCCACAGGGAAUCUUUUAAAGAGUCAACCAUGUUCCUCGAUGUAUUUUGGUUCGUUUCUGAUGUAUAUUUAAACCGGAUGUUGACAGUCAACAUUGUGAGCUGUUGUCAGUUUCUUGUGGCAGAUGGUUGGUGUUCCGGCCAGUUCCUUUGGGAGAGACGACACUGGAGCUGUUUUGGGGUCAUGACACUGGCUUCCCUUUUGACCAUAAGCUUCUCCCAUUGACCUCAUCUGUAGGAGAUGUAGAAGAGAUACUAUACUGGAGGUUUAUGGAAAAUGGGGUAUAUAUACUGCCUGAGUCAGUAGUGCGAUGUGAUCAAACAUCUCUAAAUGUUGUAUUUAUUCUCAGUUUACAUUUGUGUUACUGCUGCGAACCUGUCUUGUGGAUGUUUCAAUACUGGAGGGAUCCUGGCUGUAUGAAUGGCAGGUGCACAAGGAUUAAAACCUUCAGUUCGGUGUGGCAUUAUAACUACAGACUUAAUCCUUAAAGGCAAUAUUUGAAUAUGUUCUUGGGAUUAGGAUUUUUUGUAAUGUGGAUAUAGAACAAAUGGGUAUAUGUUGAGCUUAUGUGGCAUUCUUCUUCAUGGGAUUAAAGUGUUGCUAACCAUUUCCCUUUAGUUCAGCAAAUGAUCUAAAGUGUGUUUAGAGUAACAGAUGCAGUAAGGAAUACAGGUAUUCCUCACUGCAUCAGUUGAGACCUGAGAUAGAGGGCAUCACUGUGUUUGUUUGUGGCUCAGGAAAUGUUUUAGGAGGAUUUCCAUUUCUUCAGUUGUACGGGAGAUUGACUGUUUUACAGGUCAAAAAUACAGUACAUCCUCUGUGUGGUUCAGAAUGGGAAAUCACAACCACUUGUGCUGAUAGGAAAUUAUGAAAGUUAACAGCCUAAAAUCAAUUAAAGUGAAUGGAAAACGGAUGAACAAUUAAAACAUGUAACAAUUA
Molecule: messenger RNA, 2355 nt
Organism: Scleropages formosus (Asian bonytongue)
Lineage: Eukaryota; Metazoa; Chordata; Actinopteri; Osteoglossiformes; Osteoglossidae
Gene: hrasb
Product: HRas proto-oncogene, GTPase b
Exons: 6
Coding region: 420-989 (189 amino acids)
Biological process (GO): signal transduction
Cellular component (GO): membrane
Molecular function (GO): GTP binding; GTPase activity
Source: RefSeq, a predicted model, not a curated record